Molecule: messenger RNA, 579 nt
Organism: Aspergillus bombycis
Lineage: Eukaryota; Fungi; Ascomycota; Eurotiomycetes; Eurotiales; Aspergillaceae
Product: GNAT family N-acetyltransferase
Exons: 1
Coding region: 1-579 (192 amino acids)
Molecular function (GO): acyltransferase activity, transferring groups other than amino-acyl groups
Source: RefSeq, a predicted model, not a curated record
AUGACCCAAGUAGCUUUGCGCACUGAGCGCCUCGAACUGGUGCCCCUCGGCCCUGAGCACCUCGACUUCACCAUGAUGCUGGACAAAGAUCCGGAAGUCAUGAAAUACAUCGGCUUUGGCACGCCACUUGACCACAACCAAGCGAUCGAGGUUCACAAAUGGCUCCUCCACGCAGCAACCCUCGUACCCGGUUUCGGCUGUUGGGUCGGCUUCGCCGGCGGCGAAUUUGUUGGCUGGUGGGUACUGGCUCCUAGCCAAACCGAAGGCACACAGGAAUUCAGCAGUGAGCGAGCAGAGUUUGGGUACCGUCUUUUACCGAAGUUUUGGCGGAAGGGCUACGCGAAGGAAGGAUCGCGCGAGUUGCUGAGGUACGCUUUCCGGGAAUUAGGUCUAACUGAGGUGUUUGGCGAGACGAUGGCUGUGAAUGUGGCUUCUCGGGCAGUCAUGGCAGCUUGUGGGCUAAAGCAUGCCUCUACCUUUCACAACAAGUACGAUAACCCACCUCCUGGCAUUGAAGAAGGCGAAGUGCGGUAUCAGAUUACCAAGGAUGAAUGGGUGUCGUUGGUCCCUGUACAAUAG